Paramecium pentaurelia is the source of this 449-nucleotide messenger RNA. The record is from the annotation of a GenBank genome assembly. NCBI's taxonomy places the organism in Eukaryota, Ciliophora, Oligohymenophorea, Peniculida, Parameciidae.
AUGUUACUAAAAAUAACGCAUAUGUCUUCAUUAUAAAUUUCUCAUGAUUCUUUUCUAUCAGAAUUAGAAGUUGAUAGAAUUAUUAGCUCUUGCAAUGUAACUUUAGCAAAGGUGACUUCAGAACAGGAUGAAAUCAAAGUUCAAAUUUAGGAUUACAAAUCAAUUUAGAUUGCUAACAAAAAUCAAAUAUACAAUAAGAAAAACAAUUAAAAGUACUUAAAUCAAAUCUAGACGACAAAGAAUAUGUUAAAAAUAUUAAACAUGAUAUUCUCAAAAAAUUAAGUUGAUUGAAAAUAAUAUAGAUAAUCUUGACAAGUAUUUGGAAGAAAUUAAAAAAAAUUACAUUGGAAAUAGAAUUGUCUCCAAUAAUGUGGAAAUGCAUAAGAUGUGGAUUCGCUUAAAAAGAAGAUUAAAAUAAGGCAAGUUGUACUUAUCAUCCUGGAAAUUGA